CAACAACACUUGCGACACGCAAGCCAACGACGACAAGGACUCGAGCUCCAGGACGCCAAGAGUGCGCAUUCACUGCGGGUAGUUCUAACGCCACGGAUGAGAAUGGCGGAUACAUCAUCUCGCCCAGCAUGCCCCCGACGAAUCACACAAUGAACAAUGGGACAUCGAGUUCGGGGCCCUCGACCUCGCGUCCCCCAAACGGACAUGGCCAUGACGACGGCAACCCUUACAAUAACCCCUACGACCGCCAUGACGAUGACGACGAUGACGACGACGAUGGCACGGACGAGCUCGACCUCCUAGGCGACGACCCCCACCCCGCCAACGACCCCCUCCAGACCGACCUCUCCUCCCCACUCACCUUCAAGCGCAAACAAAAACAACCCAGCCUCCUCUCCCAACCGGGACGCCUCAUAACCGCCCUCACCGGCCGCCGCCCCUUCGCCUCCUCCUCCUCCCCCCGAACCAGCCGCGACCUGCCCCGUCCGCACGCAGCACAACAACCCUCCCAAACCUCCCAACCACCCCUCCGCCUCGACACCAACCCCGGUCCAUCCACACACCUCGGCGCACUCCCCCACACUACCAACAACAACCACAACACCACCACCAAAGACGGUGCCCUCCCCCCCCACCCACACGACUGGUACACCGAAGGCCCCGGGCGGCGCGUCGGCUACGCCGACCUGACCGCCAUCGACUGGAUCUUCGAGUACACCAAAGAACGGCAGCGGCAGCGGGCGCUGCACGCGCACGCGCCCCUCGGCCACCCGCUGCUGGGGUACCUGAGCCGCCUGCUUGAUGCCAGCCAUGUGUGGGUUGUUUUGUUGUUGUGUGGCCUGGCGGUGGGCGCGCUGGCCGCCGGGAUUGAUGUGGCGACGGAUUGGCUGGGGGAUGUCAAGCAUGGUUUUUGCUCUGGCGAGGUGGAUGGGGGGCGGUUUUAUCUGGGCAGGACGGCGUGUUGUUUGGGGUAUGAUGAGGGCAGUCAGUGUCGCGGGUGGAGGAGGUGGGGGGAUGUGUUUGGGGCCGGGGAGGGGGGCGGGAGGUGGGUGGUCGAGGGGGUGGUGUAUUUGGUUUUUGCGGUUACCUUUGCGCUUUCGGCGGCCGUGUUGGUCAAGGAGUACGGCGUGUAUGCCAGGCACAGCGGGAUACCGGAGAUCAAAACGGUGUUGGGGGGGUUCGUUAUUAGGAGGUUCCUUGGGAUAUGGACUUUGAUUACAAAGUCCUUGGGUUUGAUUCUCGCCGUGGCGUCUGGCUUGUGGCUCGGCAAGGAAGGACCGCUGGUCCAUGUCGCGUGUUGUUGUGCCAAUCUCUUUACGAAGCUGUUUCCUAGCAUUAACAAUAAUGAAGCACGGAAAAGAGAGGUUCUGUCCGCGGCAGCAGCCUCUGGCAUCUCCGUCGCCUUCGGCUCGCCCAUUGGCGGCGUGCUAUUCUCACUCGAGCAACUAUCCUACUACUUCCCCGACAAGACUAUGUGGCAAAGCUUCGUCUGUGCCAUGACAGCGGCCAUGGUUCUGCAAGCCUUUGACCCUUUCCGGUCGGGAAAACUAGUCAUGUACCAAGUGACAUACACUUCUAGCUGGCACGGCUUCGAGCUUUUCCCAUUCGUUCUCCUGGGCAUACUCGGCGGCAUCUAUGGCGGGCUGUUUAUCAAGGCCAACAUGAUGAUCGCCAGAGGGCGGAAGUCCAUUUCCUGGCUGCCGGGUCCUGUCAUUCAGGUCGUCAUCGUGGCCGCCGUUACUGCUCUCAUCAACUAUCCCAACCGCUAUAUGCGUUCCGGGAAUUCCGACUUGGUGUGGAAUCUUUUCUCGGAGUGCUCAGAGCAGUUCGAUGAUCAGUUCGGGCUCUGCAAGACGGGCGCCGCUUCUGCAACCACCAUCCUACUACUCAUCUUUGCUGCGCUUCUCAGCUUCUUCCUCGCCGCCAUUACGUUCGGCCUACAAAUCCCGGCCGGCAUCAUUCUACCAUCCAUGGCCAUCGGCGCUCUCACAGGACGCGCUAUCGGCAUCAUCAUGGAAAUCUGGCAGACCAACCACCCCAAAUUCAUCGGCUUCCACACCUGCGAGCCCGACAUCCCAUGCAUCACCCCCGGUACCUACGCCGUCAUCGGCGCCGCCGCGGCACUAGCCGGCGUCACGCGCAUGACCGUGUCCAUCGUGGUCAUCAUGUUCGAGCUGACCGGCGCGCUGAACUACGUCCUCCCCAUCAUGAUCGCCGUGAUGAUCUCCAAAUGGGUCGGCGACGCCUUCUCGCGGCGCGGCAUCUACGAGUCCUGGAUCCACUUCAACGAGUACCCCUUCCUCGACCUGUCGGAAGAAACCACCCCCAUCCCGGACAUCCCGGCCUCCCAAAUCAUGACGCGCAUCGAGGACCUCGUGGUCCUCACCGCCACGGGCCACACCAUCGCCUCGCUGACCUCGAUCCUCGAAUCGCACCCCUACCGCGGCUUCCCCGUCGUGUCGGACCCGCGCGACGCCAUCCUGCUCGGCUACAUCUCGCGCGCCGAGCUGGCCUACACCCUACACACCGCCACGCAACCGCCACGUUCUCUACCCCCAGAGACAGAAGCCUUCUUCGCCCACCAGCCCAUGGCCGACCCCCGCUCCACGCUCGACCUCCGCCCCUGGAUGGACCAGACCCCGCUCACCCUGCCCAGCCGCUCCCGCCUGCACCUCGCCGUCAGCUACUUCCAGAAGCUCGGCCUGCGCUACGUGCUGUUUGUCGACCGCGGUGUUCUGCAGGGUCUGCUGACCAAGAAGGAUGUGUGGUACCUGCUGAACGGUGCCGAGGAGACCAGGCGCACGAGUGGUGGUGGUGGUGCUGCGGCGGCGGGUGGGUUUCAGGGGUUUGAGGGCGGUGGGUUGGGGUUGGGGGUGGGGAGUGGUGGUGAUAUGGGCGUGGCGAGGGAGGAUGGGGAGGCGGAGAGUGCGGGUUUGUUGAGGGCCGUUGGGUUAGGGGAGGAGGCUGGGCUUGCGAGUCCGGGGGUGGAUAAUGGGAGUAUAUUGUAGUUAGGUGGUGUAUGUGGUGGUGUUUUGGUAUCGAAUUGAGGCGUCAGCCUGUGGGGGCUGCUUCGAUCUUUCG
Chaetomium fimeti is the source of this 3081-nucleotide messenger RNA. Its product is annotated as chloride channel. Lineage: Eukaryota; Fungi; Ascomycota; Sordariomycetes; Sordariales; Chaetomiaceae. Gene Ontology annotation, molecular function: voltage-gated chloride channel activity. The record is from RefSeq and is a predicted model, not a curated record. Gene Ontology annotation, biological process: chloride transport; transmembrane transport. Gene Ontology annotation, cellular component: Golgi apparatus; early endosome; plasma membrane. Bases 129 to 3008 code for a protein of 959 amino acids. The transcript has 5 exons.